CGGAAAUGGCACCGGAAGCGGAACUGGCGCAGGAGGCGGGCGGAAGUCAGGCUUUCCCUCGGCCGCUCUGCGGGCGUGUCCAGCGCGGGGGGAGCAGAGCGGCGGCAGCAGCGGCUGAUAGCAGGAGCUAGGAGGCAGCAGCAGGAGGCGGCAGUAGGCAGACGGCAGGCAGCAGCGGCAGCAAGCACCAACAGCAGCUGCCCCACAGCCGGUGUUGCAGGGAGCUGGUGAUUCUAGGGCUGUCAGGCUAAUGGGCAUGGCCACCGUCUACAUCAGGGAGGAGGACUUUUGUCAUGGGAACAAGGCGAGUGUCAAGGUCCAGAAACCCAUGUUCCACCUGGACAAGCCAGUUCUGCUGGAGAAGAAGCUCCGCUAUGAGACCAGAUCACGGCCCGAGGACUUAGAAGUUGCAGAGCUGAUCUACGCCGAGGUCGCCUUCUACCUCUCCAUCCCCAAGAAAAAGGUCUUGAAGUGCGUCAAGGCUACCACAAAUGUCAUCGCGUGGGCCUUGACCGAAGGCAAGGACUUUGACUUUGUCUUCAAGAACUUUGGCAUCCUGGUGUGCCGGGGAAGGAGAGUGGUCAUGCGGUUCUUCGAAGACCUGCUGCGAGACGUGGACAAGACCGGCAUCCUGGCAAACACUGCCCUGCGAAAGUCAAGCCUGAGGCCCUUGGUCAUAGCCCGCAAUGAGACAGCUGUUUUCCAGAUGCCUCCUGGGGGGAUCUUUGUGUUCCCACAGUGAGUAUGUUUGCUUCUGUCGCCCC
Molecule: messenger RNA, 764 nt
Organism: Phalacrocorax carbo (great cormorant)
Lineage: Eukaryota; Metazoa; Chordata; Aves; Suliformes; Phalacrocoracidae
Source: RefSeq, a predicted model, not a curated record